Messenger RNA from Rattus rattus (black rat), 1806 nucleotides. It is a transcript of the gene Znf394, whose product is annotated as zinc finger protein 394. Gene Ontology annotation, biological process: regulation of transcription by RNA polymerase II. The record is from RefSeq and is a predicted model, not a curated record. NCBI's taxonomy places the organism in Eukaryota, Metazoa, Chordata, Mammalia, Rodentia, Muridae. Gene Ontology annotation, molecular function: DNA-binding transcription factor activity, RNA polymerase II-specific; RNA polymerase II cis-regulatory region sequence-specific DNA binding. The transcript has 3 exons. The annotation marks the transcript as partial.
CUUCCGGCCCAGUUUGUUUUUUUUCUGUCACUUGUAGAAAUGAGAACUAAAAAGAUCGUGUGCGCGGAUGUGCUGUGUCUGUAGUGACUUUUUCCGGGCCUCUUUUUUGGGAGAAGGUACCAGUCUGCCUCGGUGAGGCAGAAAAGGUCCGUGAUGUCAUUGGGCUUUGCCCUUCCAGAAAACAAGCUCUAGCUGGACGGUCCAGAGGCUCCAAUGGCUGCGGGCUCUGGGGUCGCCCCGCCACCUCUCGGCGUUGGGCUUUGUGCGGUGAAAGUGGAGGAGGACUCUCCGGGGAGUCAGGAACCCUCCGGUUCCGGAGAUUGGCAGAAUCCCGAAACUUCUCGAAAACAGUUCAGACAAUUGCGCUACCAGGAAGUAGCCGGCCCUGAGGAGGCGCUGAGCCGACUUUGGGAGCUCUGUCGGCGGUGGCUGAGGCCCGAGCUGCGCUCCAAAGAGCAGAUCAUGGAGCUACUGGUGCUGGAGCAGUUUCUUACCAUCCUACCUCAGGAGCUCCAGGCCUACGUGCGGGACCACUGCCCUGAGAGCGGGGAGGAGGCUGCGGCUUUGGCGCGAACUCUGCAAAGAGCACUGGACGGGCCUCCUCCAGGUGAGACUCGAAGCUUUGCGACUUUCAAGGAUGUGGCUGAAUCUCUGACCUGGGAAGAGUGGGAGCAGCUGGCUGCAGCUCGGAAGGGUUUCUGCCGAGAGAGCACAAAGGACCCUGCGAGCACAGUUGGUCCUGGCUUGGAAACCAAAGCUGUGACCACAGACGUGACUCUAAAGCAAGAAAUGUCAAAGGAGACAGAGUCCCAGGCAUGGCUACAAGAAGUGUCCCAGGGAAAGGUCCCAGUAUUUACCAAAUGUGGUGAUACCUGGGAGGACUGGGAGGAACGGCUUCCAAAAGCUGCCGAAUUGCUGCCCCUCCAGAGUUCUCCUGAAGAGCAAGGACGCACUGCCAUCCCACAUCUCCUCGGUGUGUCCAAAGAUGAAAGCAAUUCUAAAGAUAAUGAAUUUGGAAACAGCGGCAGCUUGGUCCUUGGUCAGCACAUCCAGACAGCAGAGGGUCUGGUUACCAAUGGUGAAUGUGGGGAGGACCACAAACAAGGCUUACAUGCGAAAUGCCACACGGUGAAGCCUCACAGCUCUGUUGACGGUGCUUUGGGGCUUCUUGAGAGCCAGAGGCAUUUCCAAGAAGGCAGACCUUAUAAGUGUGACAGCUGCGAGAAGAGAUUCAGACAGCGCUCAGACCUCUUCAAACACCAGAGGACUCACACGGGCGAGAAACCCUAUCAGUGCCAAGAAUGUGGCAAAAGCUUCAGUCAGAGCGCUGCCCUGGUGAAACACCAGCGGACACACACAGGCGAGAAGCCAUACGCAUGCCCAGAAUGCGGGGAAUGCUUCAGGCAGAGCUCGCACCUCAGUCGGCAUCAGAGAACCCAUGGCAGCGAGAGGUACUGUAAGUGUGAGGAGUGUGGGGAGAUCUUUCAUAUCUCCAGCCUAUUUAAACAUCAGAGACUGCAUAAAGGGGAGAGACCACACAAGUGUGAAGUCUGCGAGAAGAGCUUUAAACAGCGCUCAGACCUCUUUAAGCACCAGAGAAUCCAUACAGGAGAGAAGCCCUACAUGUGCUUUGUCUGUGAGAGAAGAUUCAGUCAGAGUGCAACCCUCAUUAAACACCAGCGAACUCACACUGGAGAAAAACCUUAUAAAUGUUUUCAAUGUGGCGAAAGAUUUAGACAGAGUACACACCUUGUCCGACACCAAAGAAUCCAUCACAAUUGAGUCUCUGGGCUUAGGGCGGAGAAG